Phyllotreta striolata is the source of this 1244-nucleotide messenger RNA. Lineage: Eukaryota; Metazoa; Arthropoda; Insecta; Coleoptera; Chrysomelidae. The record is from the annotation of a GenBank genome assembly.
GCAUCCAUUCUAAAAAAUGCAAGGCAACAAUUUCUUAAAGUACCCCAUUCUGAUGUCCAAAGCCACGGGCCAAUGGCAGUUCGAGCACACCUCCGCUCUCGUAUCAAUUUACAACAAAUUCUCCGACUUUCUUCUGAUAAUCUUCAUCUUUUGCACGCACUACAUCGUCCUGGCGCUGCCUUUCUACUACAAAUGCGAAAAGGCCUUGAUCGAGAUCAUUUUCUACUACGUGCACUUCAUCAUAGCCAUCGUCUUGACCGUGCUGCUGAAGUCCAAGAGCAUCAGGUCCUUUCUGAGAUGGAUCAUUCGGUACGAAAAAUCCACGCGAUUCGAGCACCAGCAGGAAAUCGAAAUUUACCAGUACUAUUGCAAGAUGAAUAAUAAUAUCACCGUGUUUUUCGUUAUCGUUAUUAAUAUCGUUUCCUGGAUGUGGUACGCGCUUAAUAAAAGGGUCUCUCCCUCCGAAGAGCUGGGUCCCCAUUGCCCGGACAUCAGGGGCUACGUCUUCAAGAUCUGGUACCCAUUCGAGAUCGAAGAUUUUCCCUGGAUAUGCGCCACCUUCGAUUUCGUCACCGUCUUCUGCGGAAUGAUGCUGUUUUGCUACUACAAAAUCAUGCCGAUGUCGCUGAUCAUAUUCCUGAUGUGCCAGCUGAACUUGCUGAAGUUCAGGAUCAGGAGCUUCGACGAGACGAAGGAUCGGAACGGGCUGGCGAGAUCUGAGCGGCUGGCCGGGAUUUUCAGGAUGCAUCAGCUUUGCAUCAGGUUGAUGAAUUGGAUACAGUAUUCGUUGAAGGAGAUAAUUUUGAUACAGUAUUGCAGUUACGUGUUGGACACGGCUGCUUUUAUGAUACAGUUGUUGACGGAGGAGACUAUGAGAGGGAAAAUGCCUUGUUUCGCGGGUUUUAUGAUGACGGUGAUACAAAUGUACAUAUUCUUUUGGUUCGCCAACGAAAUUCAGGAAGAAAGUAAAACAUUAUCGGAUGUAAUUUACAAUGAGAUAAAUUGGAUAGACGCCUGUAAAAGCGAGAAGAAGAUGCUGAUGUUGAUGAUGAUGAGAUCGCAGCAAAUGCUGACCCUCAAAGUAGCUGCUAUAGGUGAUUUGUCCCUGAAUUCCUUUACGAAGAUAAUGCGUUUGUGCUACUCAGUAGUAACUUUCUUCACGACAGUAUACGACAAGUAAGUUAAGAUUUAAUGGAUUAAAUUAAAUUAUCACACGUAAUUAUUGCAAUAAACAUGUAGUUCAA